This is a messenger RNA of Sebastes umbrosus (honeycomb rockfish), 945 nucleotides long. RefSeq names its product stathmin 1b (gene stmn1b). The record is from RefSeq and is a predicted model, not a curated record. Gene Ontology annotation, molecular function: tubulin binding. Gene Ontology annotation, cellular component: cytoplasm; neuron projection. Gene Ontology annotation, biological process: microtubule depolymerization; neuron projection development; regulation of microtubule polymerization or depolymerization. Lineage: Eukaryota; Metazoa; Chordata; Actinopteri; Perciformes; Sebastidae. The transcript has 5 exons. The coding region runs from base 149 to 586 and encodes 145 amino acids.
ACGGUUGGGGUUGGUUAGGAGGGUUUUUUUGCGCGAAGGUGCAGAUGUUGGCGGUCUGAACACAGAAGAAGAAGAAGAAGAAGAAGGUCUGCUGCUUUUCAAGCUGAGGCACUUGACGUGGUAUCAAAGAGGCAACAUAUCUGCUGAAAUGGAAAGCUGUGGAGACAUCCUAGUGAAGGAGCUGAACAAGCGUGCUUCCGGUCAGGCUUUUGAGGUCAUCCUGAGCCCCACAACCCCUGACGCCAAGACAGAAUUUCCAUUGUCCCCUCUCAAGAAAAAGGCACCAUCGCUGGAUGAGAUCAAGAGGAAACUGGAUGCUGCAGAGGAGAGACGCAAGAGCCACGAGGCUGACGUGCUCAAACACUUGGCUGAGAAACGAGAGCACGAGAAGGAGGUCAUCCAGAAGGCCUUAGAAGAAGACAGCAAGUUUAGCAAGGUGACACAGGAGAAGCUCAAUCAGAAGAUGGAGGCGAACAAAGAGAACCGCACUGCGUUGCUGGCGGCUCGCACUGAGAAAUUCAAGGAGAUGGGCAAGAAGAUUGAAGUGAAGAAGAACAAGGACGCGAUGACAGAAAUGGAAAAUUAAUUUGUUCAUGAUCUGGAAAACAGUUUUUACACCUCCUAAGAUAAGCUUUAUUUUUUAAAACUGACACUUCUGCGAUGUUGUUUGUUGUGUUGGUUUUGAUUAUGCUGUUAAAUAGUUGUACACGGUGCUAGAUGUGUGGAUAUAGUCAGAUUAUUCUUCGCUUGUAGUUUUCUUAUUGGCAGCUGAUUAGACUUGUUUUUGUGGUACAAAAUAUAUUUUUUCAUUAAGAGGCAUUCCACUGUAACAAAUUGGUCAUAAUACUUCAUAGUGUUAAAAUGCAUCAUAUAAUAUUGUUCUGUUUUGUUGUUUGAAUAUACUGUACGAUCCCAAGGUUUAAACAUUAAAGUCUAUAACCACAA